Molecule: messenger RNA, 1254 nt
Organism: Colletotrichum destructivum
Lineage: Eukaryota; Fungi; Ascomycota; Sordariomycetes; Glomerellales; Glomerellaceae
Product: Putative beta-lactamase/transpeptidase
Exons: 3
Coding region: 1-1254 (417 amino acids)
Source: RefSeq, a predicted model, not a curated record
AUGCCUCUCUCACCGCAGGUUGCACAAGAAAUCAGAAGCAUCGUCGAUGAUGCUGUUCUCGACCCUAACCACGUUCCCGGAACGACUGUAGUAGUCGUCGACCGCAGCGGCACCGAGCACAUCGCACACUCUGCGGGGAAGCGCGGAAUAUCAUCCAACGAGCCAAUGACCAUGGAAACUGUAUACUGGAUGGCGUCCUGCACAAAAAUGAUCGUGGGGAUCGCAUGUAUGCAGCUGGUAGAGAGGGAUCUCCUCAAGCUGGAUGACUCUGACCACCUGGAGAAGUUGUGCCCGGAACUAGCUGACGUCAAGGUCCUGAGUGUAGAGGGGAAGCUUGUGGAGAAGAAACGAGGGAUCACUCUUCGCAUGUUGCUGACACAUACGUCCGGGUUUGGAUACGCAUUCUUGAACGAGCGAUUGCGAAACUGGAGUCUCCCUGCUGGGAUAGACGAGUUUUCGGGAAGCAUCCAAGACAUGAAGCAACCGUUGGUAUUCCAACCAGGAGAAUCAUGGGAGUAUGGUAUCGGCAUCGACUGGGCCGGCAUUGCUCUGGAGCGGGCUUCCAACACGAAGCUCAACGAUUAUAUCCAGGUCAACGUUUGUCAGCCGCUCAACUUGCGUAGCGUCAACAUGGUUCCGACCCUGGAGAUGAAGAAGGGAUUGGCUUAUAUGCACUCCAGAGAGCGUGGAGGCAACAUCGUCGCUCGGAAACACCCUCUUCAUCUUCCGCUGGUUGUUGAGUCGGAAUUGGAGAACCACGCUUGCUUUAAAAGUGGUGGCGCUGGAAUAUUUGCAAAACCUCGAGAAUACACCCGCAUAUUAGCGGUCUUUUUGCACGACGGCACCUGUCCGCUCACGAAAGCUCGAAUCUUAAAGAAAGAAACGGUUGACGAGAUGUUCACGGACCAGAUUCCGGAUGUUCCUGGCUCUGCCGAGGACGGGGUUCAAGACGCCAAGACCAAGUUGGGCAACAUGCUUCCUGAGCUCUCUGGAGUUCUCGGUGGCUCGCCCCGAGGAUGGGGCUUGACGUUUAUGAUCUCAGGCGGCAAGACUGGGCGAUCGAAUGGAACCGCCUGGUGGGUGGGGCUGCCGAAUUUAUUCUGGUGGUGUGACAGAGAGAACGGUGUUGCUGGGAUGAUCUGUUCUCACAUUUUGCCGUUUGGCGAUCGAGCAGUUGUCGAACUUUGGUCUCAAGUAGAAACCACGGUCUAUGGGGGACUUCGUGCUACGACCAAGGAUGGACUUCCGUUGUGA